Molecule: messenger RNA, 2557 nt
Organism: Actinia tenebrosa (Australian red waratah sea anemone)
Lineage: Eukaryota; Metazoa; Cnidaria; Anthozoa; Actiniaria; Actiniidae
Source: RefSeq, a predicted model, not a curated record
AUGAAACGCACUUUCUGUUUGACCCCUGCCGAUGUUGGUCCUCUCAGGRAACGGACAUCAGCAGGAGAUAACCAGUGCGUUAGUUAUCUAAGCUUAUCUUGGCUUUUAACAAAAUAUAUCUUCUGCUUUUCUUUAGAUGCCCGAAGAAAACUUGCUUUCGUGGAUAAAGACGGCUUUGACAUUUUUGGAAAGAACAGUCUCUUUGCCCCUCUCGUAAAGUGGGAAGAACUUCAAAAUGACGUAAACAGAAUAAAAGAUACAGCAAAAAUAUAUGAAGACACCUUCACGAAAGUUAUGAAUCAAGUAAAUGACGAAGAAAACUUCCAGCAGCUCGACAUUUCUUCAAAACUGAGUGAUACAUCGCCAAGUGAAAAAUCAAUCAAUACAGCGUUUUCACGCAUUAUGGAAUUGUACGAACAGCUAACCCCAACGAGAGUCUACUCCGCCUACAAGACGGGAACAACAGACAAGAAUAAUGUCACAAGCAGAAUGUGCGGCGAGGGUUCCGAAUGUCUGGCACAUGUACUGGCUGGAUGUCCGUCUCUUGCACAGUCCAAGUACCUGGAUAGACACAACGCUGCUUUGAAAGUGUUUUUCUUUGAGAUGCUAAGAGAUCUCAAACUGGCUGAUAAUAGCGACUGUUAUGACCCCGCAGCGUCUCAACAAGUUAAUGCACAGAAACGACGACUUAUUGCAGCUAGAGGCAUAGACGAAAGUGAAAAAAAUGAUGUUUUUACGGCCAUCAAAGAAUCAGAAACACAGAUGGAAAAUACCAUAGUAAAAAUAUCCUCAUCAUUGAAGGAGGCUCAACAAACAGCGGCAAAUAGAUUAUCCAAACAGCAGUUUUUUGCAGUGCUUACGGGUAUUACAGGUUUUCUUUCCGCUAAAGGUCCAUACGACGUCAUUGACAAAGCUGUUGCAAUUGCAAAGUACGAUGGAAACAAAGCUUGUCUUACGUCUCUUGAUUCCGUUAUUGGAAGUGUCAAUAAAUGGCUGACUUUUGGGAAAUACUUGAUUCUGAACGAUUCCAGUCAAUUGGACUUUUACAAAGUGGACGUUAACUCAGUACCUGAUAUGAUGAAGGCCAAACUAGAGAUGAAUAAAGAACAGUUGGCUGCUGACUUGGUAUGCCUGUUGGAGGAGGCUACUAAACCUCGUGACGUUGCUCGUCUUAAAGCGGAAAUUGAGUCCUUUUUCGUUUUGGGCGCAGCUCGCAUCGACAUGAUAGCGAAAAUUAUGGACCUUGACAACACUAUUGGGGGACACAAUUUUGAUAUCCCACUUCUGGAAAAGACCGAGAAAGCAAUUACUGAACUAGGCAAACCAACAGAUGCUUCUAUAACCAAAGAACUUCGGCAAACCUUCCUGGAACAUCUGCUUGGUACUUACAAAGAACUGGAACGGUCGUUUAUGGAAAAUAUCUAUGAGCUCCAGAAAGCCCUUGGUUUCCGUACCCUCUGGAACUUGGAUGAUGUCAUGAGCUCGUUCCAACGCAUCGCCUCAGAAAGUGCGCUGGGCACCGGGCAACUUAAUGGUGCAGUGGAACUCUCUCAAGUAUCUGAACAGUUGGACGAAAUUACAACGAAGGCCACACGCUGUUUCUCUACGCUGAGAUACAGAACUAACGUUCAAAAAUGGAGUUUUGAUAAUGUUACAAACAAACAGAUCUUUGAGGAAAUUAAAACGGGUUCAACGACAUUCAGUAUAGGAGAGGAUCAAAUUUGUAGCACAUGUUACAAUGCUCGGCUUAUAAAAAUGUAUGUUGAGUUCUAUGGCACUGAGGCACAACCUGAAAGUGUUUGGGAUAAGGUGAGACUCAAUGUCCGCCAUCUAAGCAGAGCUUAUUUCCGCGCUGGUGAUGGCAAAAUAAAGCAAUACCUUACGCCAAUAACAAGCUUCAGGGACCUUACGUUUGACCGUUUUAGAAUCAGUGAUGAGGAUGAGUGCCGGGAACGUAAACAAGAUCCUGACAAAAAUGUGAAGCAUUUCUGCGUGGAAGAGGACGAUCCUCGCCUGGAACCAAUGUGCAGUCACUCAUUAAACGGUGGCGCGGUCAAUGGUUUGAUGAUGGGAAAGGACGAAUGUACAAGCCCGUCUGGCUUUUACGAGCUCAAGGUCCCUGUUAACAAAACAUUAUCCUGCUCGGAUACACAGAUGAAAGACAACAAUUGCAAAGAUAUUGAUCUCACAAAGUUCACUAAAAUGAACGUUUGGAUGUAUUACAUUUACUGGUCAAAUAAGUACCCUAAGGAUCCGAAUGACACUGUAUGUAACAUCCAAAAGGAUUCAACUAAGAGGCAUUGAUUGAAAACAUCGAAAAGUUAACGCCAUGAUGUCCGAGAUGAUGAACCGAAACGUCGAUCCCCUUUGUUUGUAAUGAACCUUUUUCAAAAUCAUCUGUGAUAAGAGAUUACAUGAAAAUACCAAAGAAAUCUCACUUUUGCUCAAUGGAAAUUGUGUGGUAUUUCUUUUGUAUUUCCGUGUAACCUUGGCGACAAUUCCAUGCAUGUAACAAAGUUGUAUAAUUACCUAUCACGCGAUACAAAUAAAAAUAGCA